Tachysurus fulvidraco (yellow catfish) is the source of this 2359-nucleotide messenger RNA. RefSeq lists its product as uncharacterized. The transcript is spliced from 3 exons. Lineage: Eukaryota; Metazoa; Chordata; Actinopteri; Siluriformes; Bagridae. Bases 42 to 584 code for a protein of 180 amino acids. The record is from RefSeq and is a predicted model, not a curated record.
ACAAUAUGACAUUUGUCCAGACAAUAUUAUGAGCUAAUAAAAUGCAAGAAAUUGUAGAAUUUACUAGCAGUUUAAUUUACAUUUUUAAUUCUGAGUUAAUUCUCAUUGAAUUCCAUUCUCUGUGUUUAAUUAUUUUGUGUUCAGUUGUGGAUGUUUCCUCUGUGCUGAUUGGUGCUGCUGUUGGAACUUCAGUAAUGAUGAUACUGUGUGGUAUAUUCCUGUGGUUAAGGAAACCGACUCCUUCUGGACGAGGAGAAGCAGCAGGACUCCACACGGUGGAUCAUCAGGAGGAAGAUGAAGAGUCAGUGUAUAUGAACAAAACCAUGUUAUCAGAGUCACUUCAUUACUCCACUGUGGUGUUUCCAAACGGAGCAGGAAGUGAAAUCAGAGGACUUUCUGCUCUUACUACUGACUACGCCACCAUCAGACACAGCUCGGAACAACACACUGAGGGAGGAGCUACAGGACCAGUCAUUAAGGAAGUCCAGGAAGAAAAUCAGACAAAGUCAAACAGUAAAGAGGAGGAGGAGGAGGAGGUAACUUACGGAAACCUCACAAGGGCAGACAACGAUGGAGCAAAUUAAUUUUGAUUUAGGUGAAGUGAACAAUGAUGUCAAUAAUGAUGUUAAUAAUGAAAUAAAACAAACACAAAUAGGAGAAAAAGAUUUAGGACACUUCUCAGAAGAAGCUGGUGGUUUUUAAACACCUCAUAAAUGUGAAUAAAAAAAUAAAAAAAUAAUUAAAAUUAAUUUAGUAUUUAAAAUCCUGUGCAGAUGUACAAGCUGCAGAGAGCUAAAUGUUCACUCAUUGCCUUCCUGUUGUAUUCAUUAGCUUAGCUUAAAAAAGAGAUAUAAAAAAAUGUAGAUAAACUAUAAGUGUAAGAGUGAUAUAUUUAUAUAACUGUAGUUAAUAAUAAUAAUAAUAAUAAUAAUAAUAAUAAUAAUAAUAAUAAUAACUAGAUUUGUAAAGUUCGUUUUUAUUUAAUGUUGGCUUGGAAUAAAGUAUUCCCAAAGGCCGAUAUGCUAGGGUGCCAAUACUUUUGAAGAAGAAUACCCGAAUACACUCACAUACACAAACACUCACACAAACACACACACACGGUAUGAGUUCAUACCCGAACACCUGUGACACAAUUCACCUUAUUGUGCUGAGUGUUUCGAUAUAUCACGCCAAUGUUGUGGAACUUUUUUUGAUUUUGCAUAUACUGGAGGCUGUGGGAAAACUGAAAGGCCAGUCGGUCCACCAAUUUAAACCUAUGUCCAGAGUAUCACCCUAAAGAAGCUGGCUGAGUUUGAGUUAGAUAGCUAGAAAGCUUGCUGAGUUAUAAACCUCUAAACGUUAUAAUGGGUGUCUAUGGCAAAAAAGACCACUUUGAGACCCGGUUCUGUGAGUACCAGAACUCUUAUCACUUAUCACUUAUCACAAACUUCAGACCAGGGUCUACGCCAUAACCGAUCUUGGUGCAUGUGACUCAAAAGCCCUAGAAGGAGUUACUCUGGAUACAUUUUUGUCUCCGAAGAAUCAGCAAAACGGAAUUUGUAUUUAACAGACGGUGUGAGGACAGAUGACCUGAGCACUCAGCUGUAUCAGUGGGACUUAAAUCCAUCUGUAUACAGCAGUGAUCACAUCAGUGUCCAUGUUGGAGUAGUGCCGGUGUCUCAGUCAUCUUACAUGAAAACGUGUCUCUCCUUAUUAAACACACACUUUUAUCACAUAAAGCUCUAAAGUUCUAAUGAAAGGCAGACAGACAGACAGAUAUAACAGAGACAGAAAGACAGAACUGAUUAAAUUCCCAUUUGUUUAAUGAUCUAAUGUUGAAUAAAUAUAAGAAGUUCUUGCUACACUCUCAAAGGAUGAGAGAAUGAGAGUUUAUAUGUAUUUUAAUACAAAUGGGGCAUUAUGUGAUCAGCUGAGGGGAGAUUUGUGUAGCCUCCAUCAUCCUGUAUGUCUCAGAGGAGGUGAUGAGCUGGAGACUCUGUGUGCUGUGGUCUGUGUUAGUGUUUCGUGUCAUGUAUGUGUUUAGUGUUUAACACAUUGUUUAGACUUUGUGUAUGUGUUAUGACUGUAUUUACUCUGUUAAAAAGCCUCCUGCUUGCUUUGUGCAAUUUAAAUGGAUGAAAGUUAAACAUGCUUUUAUUGUAGAACAUCCCUCAGAUGGACUGAUGUAGUAAUGCACACAAGACAUGUCCCUUUUUGUAUAACAUGGAUAUUAUGGUACUCUGGAUAAGGAUUAUUGUGUAUUAUUGCACUACAUCAUUAAAUCUAUUUGUGUAUGUUCUCCUGGUGAACUUUCCUGAACCCAGAGAUAAAAUCAGCAUUGUUUGUUUUCUGUUUUUUGUGUGUUUCAGUAAUUAAUGUG